AUGGCCACCCCCUUGGCGGGCGCGGCGGGCGGCGACCUCCCGUCCGGCGACGAGGGGGCGUCCAAACAGUCGGGCGACCUCCCCUCCGGCGACGAGGAGGCGUCCAAACAGUUGGGCGACCUCUUCGAGCAGGCGGCGGCGCACCUGCAGGGCCUGGUGCAGGGGGCCAGUAGGGAGCAGCUCCUCUACCUGUACGCCAGGUACAAGCAGGUCAAAGUUGGAAAUUGCAAUGUUCCCAAACCAGGCUUCUUUGAUUUCGAGGGGAAACAGAAAUGGGAAGCGUGGAAAGCUCUGGGAGAAGCAAGCCCCAAGCAAGCCAUGCAAGAGUAUGUUGCUGCAGUGAGAAAACUGGACCCAAACUGGAACCCUCAGACACCAGAGAAGAAAGAGAAAGAAGGAAAGAUUGGUUUUGGUGGGCCAGUCAUUAGCUCUCUGUAUCAAGAAGAAACUAUCAGGGAGGAAGACAAGAACAUAUUUGAUUACUGCAGGGAAAACAACAUUGACCAUGUAACAAAAGCCAUCAAAUCAAAAAAAGUGGAUGUGAAUGUUAAGGAUGAAGAGGGCAGGGCUCUGCUCCAUUGGGCUUGUGACCGAGGACACAAGGAGCUGGUUUCAGUAUUGCUGCAGUUCACAGCUGACAUUAACAGCCAGGAUAAUGAAGGACAGACAGCUCUACAUUAUGCAUCUGCCUGUGAGUUUUUGGACAUCGUGGAGCUGCUGCUCCAGUCCGGAGCAGACCCUACUCUUCGGGACCAAGAGGGCUGCCUGCCGGAGGAAGUGACAGACUGUAAAGCCAUCUCCUCAGUCCUGCAGCAGCAUACAGCUGGCAGAGCUUAGCCAGCCUGCAGUCUUUAUCAGCACUGGGCUCCAGGAAUCAAAGAAAACUGCAAUAAUAACCCAUCUCCGUUGCCCUUUUUGGGGGGUGCAUUGGCUAACGAGAUGAGGACAUUCAGGCAUUCAGAGGUAUUGAGUGGAGGUCCAAAGCCUCAGUAAUUCCUUCUAUCUUCUGACAAUUUGAGGGUGUGGCAUUCCUGUGGAUAAACUGUGGGCUAUACGACCUUAUUUUGUUGAGCAUAUGUGCUCUGAAAUUUGUCACUGCACUAGAGGGUGAGGAAAGGGGAGCCAGACCUCCUUCACAUUAUGAAACCUGGCUGCUCUUGGGAGAAACAUAAGUAAAAAAUGAGAUAGAGGUGUUCAUUGAAAAUUAAGGACUGCGUUCCUGGAACGCCAGGUAGGUCAAGGAGCGUCGGCAUCACUAGUGUGAACAAGAGAGCUAAAGUGCUCUCUCUAGGAGAAUGAAUUGGGAGGGGAGGAGAUGGUGGCAGCAAAAAAGUUGGAAUAAGAAUAGGAUCCAGAAAACCAUCUCCUGAGUUUGCAGUGGCCUUGGAGAAGACAAACUAGGCCGGUGCUCUUCCAGAAACCAGCCUUCUCAGAGCCCUGGAGAUGGAGAUGGAGCAGGGCAGUCAUUGCGUGGUCACAGUCUUGUCAGAGGAGGAACUUUAAAGCUGUACUGUUCAGUGUCUUGUGGUUUCUUAUACAGAACCAGUUCAGAGCAAUAGAAGUUUUGGAUCCCAACCUAGGCUUUGUUCUUUAAAAAAUAGUCAAGAAUGUCAACACUAUAACCGAUCUUCUUGUUCUGUCUUUUAGCUUGCCCUUACAACCCGUGGGAAUCCAAUAUAGGAAAUUCCUUGUUUAUGACCAAGUAUCUAGUUGAAAAAGGAAGAUGCAGACAGUGGUUUGAAAUGAUAGUUGUUUAGCAUACAGAUGUUUUUGAUAUAAUAGCAACUGACCUAUCUUUUAGGACUUUGGUAUGAUGACAGCAACUAGUCUGUUGCUCCCUGCCCUUCUUACCCUAUAGACACAGUCCCUCCAAAGCAGAAUUGGGUCAUAUUAAUGCCAUUUUGAAAAUUGUUGAAUUCUGAUGCUAGCCAGAGGGCUUAGGACAUGAACCUGGACCUUUCACCAUAAAUGUUUUUUUUAAAAAAAAUGCUGGUUUUUUUUUUUUAACUCUAGUGGAGAUAGUGUGCAUGGUAGAAAACCUACAAACAUCUGGAAGUUUGGUAAUUCUAAUAAAGCCUUCUCUUUACUAAA
Messenger RNA from Tachyglossus aculeatus (Australian echidna), 2091 nucleotides. It is a transcript of the gene ACBD6, whose product is annotated as acyl-CoA binding domain containing 6. Lineage: Eukaryota; Metazoa; Chordata; Mammalia; Monotremata; Tachyglossidae. Gene Ontology annotation, molecular function: fatty-acyl-CoA binding; protein binding. The record is from RefSeq and is a predicted model, not a curated record. The transcript has 8 exons. The coding region runs from base 1 to 837 and encodes 278 amino acids.